Molecule: messenger RNA, 658 nt
Organism: Bactrocera tryoni
Lineage: Eukaryota; Metazoa; Arthropoda; Insecta; Diptera; Tephritidae
Product: peptidyl-prolyl cis-trans isomerase 5-like
Exons: 2
Coding region: 98-658 (186 amino acids)
Biological process (GO): protein peptidyl-prolyl isomerization
Cellular component (GO): intracellular membrane-bounded organelle
Molecular function (GO): peptidyl-prolyl cis-trans isomerase activity
Source: RefSeq, a predicted model, not a curated record
ACUGCUGACGACAUCGGAGGUGUUUUUGAAUACAAGUAAAAGAAAAUCAAAUCUGUGAAAAUCUAUAAACUGUGUUUUGCUUACCGGAAACCGCAAGAUGAAGCUUUAUUUGGGAUUAUGUCUGGUGGCGCUUGCGGCCGGCAUUGUGGUGGCUGAUGAAAGCAAAGGACCCAAAGUAACCGAUAAGGUUUUCUUUGACAUCACCAUUGGUGGUGAACCUGCUGGACGCAUUGAGAUCGGUCUUUUCGGCAAAACAGUGGAGAAAACCGCCCGCAAUUUCAAAGAAUUAGCUGAAAAGCCAGAAGGCGAAGGCUACAAGGGCAGCAAAUUCCAUCGCUUCAUUAAGGACUUCAUGAUCCAAGGUGGUGAUUUCACCAAAGGUGAUGGCACUGGCGGUCGCUCCAUCUACGGUGAACGUUUCCCCGAUGAGAACUUCAAGCUGAAGCAUUAUGGUGCUGGUUGGUUGAGCAUGGCCAAUGCUGGCAAGGACACCAAUGGUUCACAGUUCUUCAUUACCACCAAACCAACUUCCUUGUUGGAUGGACGUCACGUCGUUUUCGGUAAAGUUUUAUCCGGCUCGAAGGACCAUUUAGUUACGAGUACCUCUAGUAUACUUACUUGUCGUAGUAUACUUAUGAGCUUGCUGGAAAUACGUUAA